Schizosaccharomyces japonicus yFS275 is the source of this 1607-nucleotide messenger RNA. RefSeq lists its product as hypothetical. The record is from RefSeq and is a predicted model, not a curated record. The transcript has a single exon. Lineage: Eukaryota; Fungi; Ascomycota; Schizosaccharomycetes; Schizosaccharomycetales; Schizosaccharomycetaceae. Bases 140 to 1333 code for a protein of 397 amino acids.
CCUUACGUAGUUGUAAUCAACAUAAAAUAACAAACAACAACAUUUUCUCAGCUUGAAUAAUCCAUGAGUUUGCAGGCUUUAAUAAGUCAGUACAUGACAUUUUUACAGCCACAGAACGUGUUUUAACGUUUCUUUGCUUAUGCUUUCCAUCAAUUCAGACUGUGUAUUUAAAAACGUUCAUUCCUCUAUACGCUUAAUUCGAGGAGUAACACAAGCGAAACAUGACGCCGUAUCACUAAUUUCUUUUUUUAUCUACAAUAUUUCGCAUGUACUGAGUUACAAUCACCAUAAACUGUUCAGUCAGGAUAUCGUCUAUAAGAGAUACUUUUCAACGAGAAGUGGUCCUUAUGUUUACCGAACUGAAAAAUAUGUCUCUCUACAGCUUUCUCGAAAUUUUGAAAAGUUAGCAAAGCUUUUAUGUUCGGUUCAAAAUGAUCUUUUAUCUCUUGCACAGCACUAUCAUGAUGCAAAGAGUGUUGAGCAAAAAUAUUACUUUCGGAGAGAGUAUGUUUUGAAACGUAAGGCCUUAACAACUAUUCGACAUCUACGGGCUCCGCUUCUCUUGACUUUACAGGAUAUGAACAUACUGUCAUGCAAAUGUCCAAAAGCAUUGCUUUCCUUAGGCGAAUUGGACCGAAUGCUUCAAUCUGAGGACGUUGGAAGCUGGCUUUCAAACCUAUCAGGUGCACUUAAAACCAACUUUUUGCCGAAUUCUGUCUCUCAUUAUAACUUUUUACUUGCGCGUUUUUUGUCUCGACGGUUUUAUUUUGCCGUUGACAUCGUAUGGCAAGCUAUGAGACUUGCUGAGGUGCCCGUUAAUGAUGAAACAGUUUCUUUAGUUACCGAGCUUUACGUUAAUCAACAGCGAUGGGAUGCCUUAAUGAUUUUCUUCAAACAUAAUUACCCCCAAUUGACUGAACCGUAUGCUAGUCAGUUUUAUGCAUCUGUUCUCAAAGUCGCUAUUAGAAACGACAACAAGUGUCUUAUUUCAAUACUUUAUGCAGUAGCACAUCGGCGACAUUAUUUUGAUUUUCGGAUUUGUGAACUUUUCCUUUACGAUUGUAUCAAGCACAAAUAUUGGCAAAGAGGUUUAAUUGUGUAUAAAUAUAUGCUGGAUGCAUGUAAAUCAAACGACUCUAUCUCUUGCAGAUUGCGACUUGCACAAAUUUACUGGAAAUUGUGUUCUCGCUGUAAAAAAAAUGCUUUACUUACAAACAAAUUGUCAAUUUCGAUGGGUUCAAAGCCUUUGUCAAAGACAUCAGUUCCCUAUAAUCUUCGGAGAACUGCGGAUGUUCUCAAGGUUUUAGAUGAGUUUAUGUAUUCUAAAACUUGAUCAACCGAGUGUACACUACUGAGUACAAUUUUUAUAUAUGAUUAUUAUACGAUCCACAUGCAAAAUGCAUUACUGUUAUUUAUAUUGUCAUUAUUUAGCAUAAGAGCUAAAGUAUGAUGUUUUAUCGCCAAAACUAAAUACAUCAUCAUUCCUACAUAUUCAACCCAAAACGUUAAACGCUCUUUUGUAAAUUAUUUUAUUCAGAUAAAUCAUCAUAAACUAUUAUUGCAUUUUUUAGGAGCAAAAAUGCAAAGUAAACGUUCGGUAUGUGACC